Molecule: messenger RNA, 14974 nt
Organism: Alligator mississippiensis (American alligator)
Lineage: Eukaryota; Metazoa; Chordata; Crocodylia; Alligatoridae
Gene: SGCZ
Product: sarcoglycan zeta
Exons: 12
Coding region: 1171-2097 (308 amino acids)
Biological process (GO): heart contraction; cardiac muscle tissue development
Cellular component (GO): sarcoglycan complex; sarcolemma
Source: RefSeq, a predicted model, not a curated record
ACUAGGGAUGUUGAAAGUGGCAAGAGAUUCCAUGGUGCUGCUUAGCUCUGUGGAGAAUAUUAGUUGCUUGUAGGCAGUUAUUGGAAGACCAGUUAAUAGAAAGUAUCUACCUGAUCCAACAAAGGCAUAAUGGGGUGUUUGAGCACCAUAGGCAGCAACUAUGUGCAAGGCAGUGUCAGUGGCUGUGCUGCCACUACUAUGGCAGCAGCAGUGCUGUCAACACAGAUGCUGAUGCUCUUGUGCCCCCUCUAGGUGUCUCUGUCACACUUUCUGAUGUCCUGAUCACCCCUCCUUCAUUAAGCUUCUGUGCUCUAAUUAACACUGUAGUCCACUGUGGUCCAGAAUGUGGGAAGUAAAAACAAGUGCCAUCUAUUUUAAAUCAUCCUGAGAAAACAGCACAGAAAAUCUACCCAUCUCUGGUCUUCUGAGCAUGCACAGGGAUGCACAUAUCAUGAAUUGAAUAGGUUGCAUUUCUUCUAACAUCACUAGCAUUCUUGGGUUUAUUUAGCUAAUCCUGGAUAGAAGCCUGUAGAUUCAGUAUUCUGACAUUAGCAAAUCAGGGCAUGAAAAAAUCAUGAACUGUGUCCCAGAUACUAAAAGAUGAGCUAAAAGAAACAGUUGACUUAAAAAAAAAAAAUAAAAGAAAAAAGAAAACAAGAAAAAAAAAGUAAGUAAAAGAGAAAAUAUGUGCAUUUCCCCUUUCUCUUCUAGGCUUUGAUCAUUUGGAUUUCAUGUAUCAAGUUUCCAACAACAACCAUGAAAACUAAGAACUUUGCUGCUGUUGUUUUAACUGAAAACUAAUAUUAAAGACUCUGUGAUAUGGAACUUUAAGGAAAAUAGUGACUUGUGAAAGGUCCCUAAUGAUUAGACUACACAAAGGACUAUACAAGAGGGGAUAUUCCUGUACCACCCAUGGGAGGACUAGACAACCUGGCCUCAGAAAUCAGUUGCAGACCACACCAGAACAUCUCAUCCUGCCCAGAUCUGGAGUGUCAGACACUGAGAAUAAAACAAUCUCAGGGGAAUUAGGUAAUCAGAAAUGGAAAUUGGCAACACACUAAAGUCUCAGUCCUGAAAACAGUCUGGUAGCUGAUGGAAUUCCUUUCCUUGGUAUACCAUGAUCGGAAUAAUGCAAGCAGCAGGGCCUGCUGAUAGGAAUAACUGGUCAUCAUGGCCGUACAACUCAGUGACUGGAAGAUGACACGAGAGCAGUAUAUACUAGCAACACAGCAGAACAACCUGCCAAGGACUGAAAAUCCUCAGUUUUAUCCAGUAGGCAUUUAUGGAUGGCGAAAGAGGUGCUUAUACUUCUUUGUCCUUCUGCUGUUGGUUACCAUGAUUGUUAACUUAGCAAUGACAAUCUGGAUAUUGAAGGUUAUGAAUUUCACAGUGGAUGGAAUGGGGAAUCUGAGAGUCACCAAAAAAGGAAUACGACUUGAAGGUGUAUCUGAAUUUCUACUUCCACUUUAUGUGAAAGAAAUCCAUUCCCGAAAGGAUAGCCCACUGGUCUUACAGUCUGACAGGAAUGUAACAGUGAAUGCACGAAAUCACAUGGGACAAUUAACUGGACAACUAACUGUAGGAGCUGAUGCUGUAGAGGCCCAGUGUAAGCGAUUUGAAGUGAGGGCAAAUGAAGGUGGAAAGCUGCUGUUUUCUGCAGAUGAAGAUGAGAUCAUCAUUGGAGCUGACAGACUCAAAGUAACAGGCACAGAAGGGGCAGUGUUUGGGCACUCUGUGGAGACACCCCAUAUCAGAGCAGAACCUUCCCAAGACCUCAAACUUGAAUCUCCAACUAGAUCUUUAAUAAUGGAAGCUCCCAGGGGAGUGCAAGUUAGCGCUGCUGCAGGAGACUUAAAGGCCACCUGCAGGAAAGAACUGCACUUGCAGUCCACAGAAGGGGAGAUAUUUUUAAAUGCAGAUACAAUCCGACUGGGAAAUCUACCCAUGGGUUCCUUUUCAUCUUCCUCACCUAGCUCUUCAGCUCCUCGACAGACUAUCUACGAGGUCUGCGUCUGUCCCAGUGGUAAACUUUACUUGUCCCCGGCAGGAGCAGGCUCCACAUGUCAAUCCAGUAGCAACAUCUGCUUGUGGAGCUGAACUGACUCCAAUUUUUCCUCACACCAGAAUAGCCUUUGUUACUGUCCCUCUGCUUCACAAUUCUGCCCGGUUUCCCUUGUGACAAGUCAGAAGCUUCAAAUGGCCUGCAGAGCAACUUCUUCCAGCGUAAGCAGGAAUACAACGCUGCCUUCUCUUGUGGCUCGUGUUACCACUCAAUGUAGAGAUGGGAGUGAGAUAUUCAGAAAUAAAUGUAGUCUUCAUCAGGAAACCUGGAUCAUAAAAUCACCUUUUGUCCAAAAGGGAGAAUAACACAGGUGCCUUUGCUACAUGAAGUGAAGCACAUAGUUUUAGAUUUUUGCAGGACCUGGAUAUGAACUGCACAUAUAUAUAUAUACGGUACAUAUACAAAUUUGCCCAGAAUCCAAUGGUGAGAUGAAUUGGUAAUCCCUGUAUGAUAAAUAACUUUACUGUCUGAAAGCACAAUUUUCCAUUCAUCUUUUUGGAUGUAAACUUUUAUCCCUGAAUUUUAAAAUUUUGAAGCAUUGUGUGAUGCUUGCUUUACUAAACAAUUAAAUUCAGUACUUGGUUUUUAACAAAAAAAGAGACAGAAUCCCUCCCUGAGUUUUGUUUCUUUAAAAUAGUGUGUUGUUACUCUUUGUCUAUUAAUCUAGGGUUUUGUACAUUAGGUACAUUUUGGAAGCGCUCAGCAAUAUUACCUUUCCAGAGUGAAAAAGACAUCUGCUCUUGUUUAUCAAAUCUGAAUGGCCUUACGCAGUAAUUUCUUGGCUACUGCAUGUGAAGUGAUUGUUUUAAAUAAAACAUACAGCUUAUGGAUCGAACAAGAUAAAGAGGGAAAUGGAAUGAUAUGGAAAUGGCUGAUAAAAUUGUUACUUUUCACAAGGUAAUUUAUGGUUAGCAAAAAAGAAAAGAAAAGAAUAUCUUUGAAGGUACAUCUUGUCUCUUUUUAUAGCCAUGUCUAACUGCUGCUAUUUGAACACAGUGCAAACACAUCAGUACUAAUGUAAUGCAUAACAUCAACAAGCAGUACACUAACUACAUUUAUUAUCCUUUUUGCUUACUGUGUUUUAUUAAAGUUUUCAAAGUGAUAUCAUUAAAAAUACAUGGUCAUAUAUUAAUUAAUUAAAUCAAAUGAAAUAGAAUAUUAACAAGUACACUGAUAUUAUGUUGACACCAUUAAGUCUCUGUUUAAAUAAUGCAGCCGUAUUUCCACUCAGCUCUCAAUAUUUACCUACUAUUUAACUGAUAUGGGAUUUCUUUAUCAUAUUUCAUUACCUGCUUUGGUUUUCCUUGGUAAUUGGACUCCAGUAAAAGACAGUGUGGUAUGCUGCUGAUAAAUUUGUCAUAACACUUUUUAACAAGAGUAUCGUGAAACUUGCAGAACCCAGGAAUGUAAAACAUAUAAAAAUGUUUCCUAUUGUGAAGAUGACUUGAUUACAAUAAGGUAAGUGUAUGUUUUAAUAUUUUUUGAACUCCCCCAUCCAACUCAUACUUUUAGCUGCUUCUGAACAUAAGGACUUUUUGUGAUAUCUUUUAUUGGGUUAAAUACACAGUUGGGAGAGCUGUUGGACAAGCUUUUGGGCAUCAAGUGCCCCUUCUCCGGUCUAAGAAAGAGGAGGACACAUUUUGACCCUACUGUAGCAUUCUAAACUGGUUCAAAACACAGGGAAAGCAGUACAAGGUAGGUACUUGUGUCCAAUAUGCAGUUUACCAAAAAAGGGAAAGCAAGAAAAUGAGCAACCAUAACAAUAUGGCUAAUUUUCUACUUUAUUCUCAUUUCAUAGGAUUUAUUUUGUUUUCUCCAGGUGAUCUUCACCCAUGCAGAAGACCAACAAAAGAGAUCUACACCAUUUAACUGGUGUUUGAACUUUUGUUGUCUCUCUUCAAAGGCGUGAAUUUCAUUCUGUGGGAAGAAUUAUAUCUCCUGCUUCUGAACAAGAAUUUAAAAUAGACUCUUGCAGCACUCAAAAGAUGGGUGUUAAGCCAGUUAAGACUGACCAGUUAAACUUCCUUUUGGAAAUUUUAGUUCCUUUAUUUAAUAGGAUAAAAAUAUAUCAUACAGUAACUCUUAUUUUCCUUCUCUCUUUUUUUUUUGAACAGGCCCCUUCAUUACAAUGCAGAGUAUAAAGAAAUAUAAAAAGAGAGUUUAGGGAUUGUAGCUGUACAGUUAAUAUUCAAAGAGCCUUCUAAGGAAAGAAAUAUCUUUCACUUGUGCUCACAGGUAAUAUAAUGUUUAUGUAGACAAAUUAUAUUUAAAGGGAGUGGAUGGCUGCAAAAUAUCAUGUAUUCAAUUACCUAUGCUUAUCUGCUGGUAAUUUAGAAGAUGGACAAAUAAUAUGCAAUGAGUAAUUUAUUCAGUGAAGAUAAAUCUUCAACCUGUUCCCAAACUGUCUGUACACAGACUCAGAGUCUUUUUUACUGUUAAGAAUGUUACGAUGAAGUUAUAUGCAAAUUAAUGAAUUUAAACCUAAGGAGUGGUGUACAGUGUUGCAAGUAUAUCGUGCUAUGAGUCUAUUCAUUUGCUAUUUGAGCUGUAAUAGUCACCUGAAGCACAUGUGUAGAUUCCUGGCUGAAUGAUCCAUCCUUUAUGAGCUCCUUUACUUCUGCCUAAAUAGAAUUUUGUUACAUCAAAAAACAAACAAACAAAAAGAAACAGAGAGAAGAGAGUUUUGUGAAGAAAGCUCAGUGUUUCCAACUCUCACCAUGGUAUUCUUUAAUUUAAGUUCAAACUCCUGGUAACAAUUCAAAUAUGUGAGAUGCCCCAUUGAAUUUUUUUUUAAGUACAUCUAUAGUCUGUGAGAUUGCAAAGAAAACUUGCACAUGUGACUAGAGCACUCCAUUAGGCUAAAAAAAGAAGGCAGAUUACAAGAAAAAAGUCACUAUUUAUAAGCCAAUAUAAUGAUUUCUUGGGAGCCUGAUUAAUGAUUUUUGAAUGUUUGGAGUUGACAGUAGCUAAACACUCAUGUGCACAUGAGAGAUGCAAAAACAAGCAAGAAGGGCUGCUAAGACAAACAAAAUGAGGAUGUUUCAAAACAGAUGAAUGAUUCUUUCUCACAAUGUCCCAGUUGUUCUGUUCCUAACAGUCCAAAAAAUGUAUGAAAAGUCGUACACACCUACAGAUGUUGUUUCAUUUGGGGGGCAAAUGGCAGCUCUGAAGACUCAGAUUAUAUUUAAACAGGGAGUGAAAUCAUUACUCUUUUAGGGCUAGUUUUAUGAAGCUGAGCCAUGGGCAUGGGUUUUAGAUGUGGUGUGAUGAUGCUGAGGUGUAAAAUAAAAGAGGUCCCCUAUUCAACACUGAAGGAUAUUUAUCAGUUGUCCUUUCUGCCUGUUUCUGCUGCUUCACAUUGUAUCUUGGUUGCUUAAAUCUGUUUUGGGCUAUUUACACUAUCUACCAUUCUUCUCAUGAUAAAGCACCUGCAAAUGUUUCCCCAGUUAGAUUGCUUGGCUGGCUGAACAUUCUUCUAUCUCUCUUAAGAAAAGAGAUGUCACUUCUUGUUAUGGCUAAGGCAAGAGCUUCCCAAUUAACAAGUCAUUCUAUGGUGACAGAGUAGGAUGGAGGUCCCUAAAGAAAAUUUUUGAACUAUUUUCUUUCAUUUAGGUAAAUGUCCAAUUAGAAAAAGAAAAUUUGUGUCGAAAAAUAAUCCUCUGAGGUGCUUUAUAAAACAUAAAUACAUGUAUCAAAUAAUGCCUCUUUUUGUAUUAGCAUGUCAGUUUGGGCACUACUAAAAUGGUUUGAUAGUUGUUUGACCUCUUCAGAAUUGCCCAUAUGACAACAGUAAAAUAUAAAAAGACCUUAUUAGCCACAUGUAUUUAAUAUCUUUGAUAGUAUUAUAUGCUGUAAAAUAUCCCUGUUAUAAUUUUAAAGGAUACUGUCUCUUUCUUGUUCAAAAAAUGAAAAUAAAAACAUCAAACAACCUCUUUGAGCACUGUUACCUAUAUGGUUUUGUACUGCAGUUCAUUACUUGGUUAAGUGUUAAAGACCAAAGACUAACACUUCUAGUAUAUCUCACACUAUGACACUGCUGCUUCUACUAAUUUUGUUGGGAUAAUAAGAUAAAAAAAGUUGUAAUUACAACAUGAAAUAGUAAUAUGCUUUUGAUCUGUGCAGCAUUUUGAGCUGUGGGUUGUUCAGUUAUCUUUUCAUAGGGGAAGAUGUCAGCAUCAUCGAAUUAUGUUGCUAAUCAUGCAUAAUAAGGUAUUUCACUUGUGCAUGAAAUCAUGUAAAGAGGAAAGAGUGUACAGCCCAAAAUGGGCCAAAAAAAUUGCUUGCCUAAAUUGAAGUUUAUAUGGUGUUGCCUGCACAGUGGUUUAACUAGAUAACACAAUUCACUUUAGACUAAUUUAGAAACAGAGGGCUAUUAAGCACGAAUCAAAGAUAAGAGCCAUAGGGAUUGAAAAAAGCUGAUGAAGGUUGUUAAGGAUGCUCAGCUGUUAGUAACCUAUGAUUUUUUUUUCUCUUAGAGUUUCUAAGUCAUUGUCUAAAUGUUACUAAAAUAAAAGCCAAAUUUAGACUAAUAAAGUGUUAUCAGCUGAUUCACUGUCAUGCAGAUGCAAAUUGGAUAUGAGUUUGAGUGUCAUAUUAUUUUAAAAAGUACUUUGGUAAAGAUCUGCUAAACAUUUUUUUUUUGUAACUUUCAUCUUAAUGCUCUUCUUAUGUACAUAGAUAUAUAAAAAGAUGAACUAUUUUCUUACACAUACUAUGCAAUAUGUUUGUAAAACUGCAAUAUUACCAAAAUUACAAAAGCUGUGCUUUUGUAUUCUCUCUUGCUUUAUGUAAAACAAAUCUUUUUCUAUUUAAAUGGAUUGUCUGUCUUAUAAAUUGUAGAAAACAUUAUUCAAAAACAAUAUACUAUAUUUCAGGAUUUUUGUUUUGGUUUGCUUGAGAACUUUUAGGUUGGGAAAAAGCAAGGUUUUGGAAGUUGGAAAUUGAUUUUCUUGGAAAGAUGGAACUUUCACGGCAUGUAAUUAACAGAGAUUUUAAAGUCUCUACUGUAGUUUGUAUUUGGUUUUAGUACUUCCAUCUGGUGCUACUGUAUAACCAUAUAUAAGUAUGAUAGAUAAAAUAGCAAAACAAGUAUCAGAAUGCAUUCAAGGAUACUUAGAUGCGGCUUUGUAAAGAUGAGAGAUGUAUAUUUUUUCUGAGUAUCUUCUAUUUAAAGAUCAUUUUUAUUAGCACAUUCCCUCUUUUAUGUUCUAAAGUUGUCAUUUUGAGAUAACUGUUAUCAAUUUGUCUACAUACAACACAGACUGCUAAGGACAUAUGAUGAGUUCUUGAAAAUCACCAAGCAGCAUGUUGACUACAUACUACAAAGUGCAUGGAUUUUUUUUUCAUGCCAAACUUGGAGAAGUUAAAACAAAGGUUGUGAUUCUAAUUUAUAUUAAGGCUACUUUACUAUAACUCUGAAAGCAUAAAGGGGCCUUAAAAUGAAUAUAAAUUAUAUUUGUCCCUCUUCAGAAGCCUCUUCAUACUAUCAUAGCUGCAGCUCACGUGUACCUACUUAAUUUGUGUGCUGUUACAACUGUAACCAUAGCAGCAAAGAGCUUAGUACAAUCUGCAAAGCUCACUAAAUACUCAGGUAUCUAGCCUGUGCUAAAUUAUCCAGUACCAAUAUUACACUGAUAAUUUAAAACUAAAUCGAGUAUGUCUUCACAAGCAGUGGUCAGUGUAGUGACUGAAAUGUAAAUGUAUCAUUAGUAUAAAUAUAAAUCAGACCCUCAGUGAAUAAUACAAAGGUACCAAUAAAGUAGUCAUUAAGAAAAUCUAUUAAGAACCAAGUAAUUAAGGUUUGGGCUAGUUCUUUCUAUUCCACGAAGUUUGAUGAUUUUGAAAUUAUCGAGUAUAUUAUUAAUGUAUUUUGAACCUACACCAAUCAUAGUAGAAUGGAACUGAUUGAUGCAAACUUUUUACUUUUCUAAAAUAACUAUUUCUCUGAAACUUUCUCUGGAUCCUGAGCUGAACCAAAUAAUUACAUGCUUUAGAAAUUUGAAUAUGUUGUUUCUUUUACUUCCUAUCUAAUCAUUCCAUUGUUCUCUAUUUUGUUGCUUGUCAUAGAAGCAAAAGAAAAGUAUUAGAAUGACCUAGAAAAGGCAUGUCCUUGAUUUCCACCCUGGUUCUGUCUAAGUAGGGCACACACUGUUUUAGGACCAUGGGAUCUGGAGAAGCAGCUGCUUCUCUGAGCUUUUGACCAUGUUAUCUUCUCUGCAGCUCUCUCAUAGAUACCUACGGGCCAGUAUGCUUUAGGACUUCUGCAUAGAGGGAAAAAAGGGAGCUUCAAGCCAUCCAAGCUACCACUGGCACUAAACCUGAGCUGGAAAGCAAAGGUGGCUUUCCACCACAUGUAUAUCAACUUCCUUGUGAGGCCUGCCAGGGAUCAGUUCAGCCACCAGCAUAAACUAGAGCAGCCUUAGAAAAUAUUAAAUGUAAGAUUAGAACAGGCAUUACAGCAGCUGGAUACAGUUAGUGCUCCGGGCGCAUCCCAUUUGUUAGCAGCUGAGGGGAAAUGGCAGGGACUCAGCUUUCCACCACUAAGAGAUUUCCAGGCUGGCCAGUGAUGUAUUUAAUAAUUUUCUAUUUUAGACUAUAGCAUGCACAUUUUUCCUCCUAAAUCAGGCGUGUUUUAAACAGUUUCACCCUAGGAAGCGCAGGGUUUUAAUUUGAGGGAAAUCCUGUCUUUCUUUAGUCCAGCCUCCAAAAAUAACAGCUGUACUCAUUCACAGGAAGGUUUGGGGCUCUAAAGCCAAAUGUAAAAUUAUUGUGACUUGUACCUUACUGGGAAUCACAGGCAGGAAACUGUUCUGCCAUAGAGGAUAAUAGGUUGUUCAGGAAAAAUUCAUGUCUUAUAAUCAGCAGAAUAAAGAUAGGAAAUGUCAAAAUGAAUUCUUCCUAUUGUAAUGAAUACAGAAAGUACUGAUCAUCUCUCCACGCUGCUUUUUAAAAACAUAAGAACAUAAGAAUUGCCUUUUUCUGGGUCAAACCGUAGGUCCAUCUUGCCCAGUAUCCUGUGUCACAGUGGCAGUGGGGGGAUGCUGAAAGCGAGGAUAUGACCAGGGCUUUUUCCACUGUUCCUUUCUUACUUGCAGCCUCCAGCUUUUAAAAUCUAGGUAGUUCUGAUUCAGGGGCUGUAUCCCUAAAUUCCAUAUUCAAUAGCUGCUGAUGCCCCUUUCCUCCAAGAAUUUGGCCAAUCCCUUUUUGAAUCUGGCUAACUGUCGGCUUCCACAACACCUGUUGGCAAUGAGUUCUACACUUUAAUUACAUACUGUGAAAAAGAAUUUCCUUUUGUUAGUUUUAAACUUAAUACCUACUAGCUUCCAUUUGUGACUCCUAUUCCUUGUAUUGUGAAAGAGUAAAUAACACAUCCUUAUUGACUUUCUCUUCACCAUUUAGUAUUUUAUAUGCCCUUAAAAUGUCCCCCCUCAAAUAUCUCAUUUUAAAACUGAAUAGGCCUACCCUCUUUAUUCUCUUUUAUUUAAAAUUACUUUAAAAUUCACCAAAAAAAGUUUUAAAUGGUGUUGAAUAAAUACAUAAUACAAGAUGUUCCAAGCUGUUAACAAUAUGCAUUUAUGUCUAGGGACCUACUGAAUUUGGGGCGGCUGCUCAGGGGCAGAUUAACACGCAGGCCAGUUUGGCCUAGGCCCAGGGGCCCCUGCCAAUCCUGCACACUCCUCCUUCCCUCCAGCCAGGCCAGGACCAAAGGCUAGAGGAUGGGUGCGGGUCUCCAUGCAGGUGGCUGCGGCUUCCUGGGGCCAUCUAUUGCCAGGAGAUCCCAUGGGCAGCCCCACUCCCACUCCUGUUCUCCACCAUCUGUGGGUGGCCACCAGCACCAAUGGGACACGAUGAGACUGGACAGCCCAUCCCCACCCCACUGGAGCUGGUGGAGGGGCAGGUAGGUAGCCUAGGGUGGUACAGGACUCGUGUUCCUGCCACUAGCCAUCCCUGGCCCCAGCCCCAGCCCAAGUCCUGACCUUGGCUUCUCCCACAGCACUGGAGGACCACAGCCCCAGUUUUGUGACACCCUCCAGGUGUAGGGGCCGGGUCAGGCCUGGGCCAAGGCUACCUUCACCACAGUGGUGCUUGUGCCCCCUGACUCAAUCCAGAUGUGCCAAGAAGGCUGGGCAGGACUAGUCUCAGCCCCCUGGCAGACACAGAGGGAACCUGCCCUCACCUGGUGGGUGGCCUCCAAUUUUCUGUUUGCCCAGGGCUCCAAGAAACCUUAAUCUGCCACUGUGGCUGCCCCUGAUGUCAUGGUCUAAGCAUGGCACUGGUUGCCAUUUUCAUGGCAGUGUGGAGCAGCUCCCCUACACUUCUGAUUGGCCAAGGGGCCCUGGAAGUCCUGUCCCUCCCUGGAGAUUGAGAAUCUCCAGGGAGGGACAGGACUUUCAGGGCCCCUCAGUCAGAGGCAUAGAGGGGGCCCAUUGUACUCCCCCUUCUCCCCACCUUUCCCUUCCUGUGUGCUUCAGGAUGUGAGGGCUUCCCUCCAUUUUCUGUUUUUGUGGCAUUUUUUUUUUUUUUUUUUACCCCACUCCCUGCCAAUUUGGGGCUUUUUUGUGGUCUCUGUGCUUCUUUGUGUGGAGUGGGCUUUUUUGUGAAGUCCAACCAAAUUUACGGUUUCCACCAAAAUCACAAAUUCAUUAGGUCCCUACUUACAGCUUUCUAAGCAACUAGAAUAGAGAGGUUGUUCCAUAUGGUAAUCAUGUGUCCUUCUACACCCUGUUGAUCAUUUUAGUAUUACAAAAUGCAGUUUUAUUAAAUUACAUCAAAAUAUUGCUUCUAGAGGGUAGCAUGAUAACAUUCUUAUAUCCUAAUUUUGCUCCUUGUGGGCAACAUAAUAAUCUCAUAUCCUAUAUAAAUUAAGGUUCUUAUUCCUAUUGUAUUGGUUUCUCCUGCAAUUUUAACUCUUUUUAGAAUUACUUUUCAUUCUAGUGAUGACAAUACCUACCAUUUACAUUGCACCUUUUAUUACUCAAAUACUUCUCUGCGUUUAGAUUACCAAUACGCGAAAGCUGGUGUAGGGUCAUCUAAGGAAGGGAUCUUACGAAUAAACUCACAAGGCUUAAGAACACAGUAGGAUAGUCAAGGUCUGUCAUGUCCUUAUCUUACAAAAAUACUUCAAUCCAGAGACCAGACCUUCACACUUCAACUGAAGUUGCUGUAACUGUACCUUUGGCCAGCUGUGAAUAAGAACCUAAGCACUGAAAGAGCAGUGAACAGCUCAACCUAUUAUUUAGUUUUUAGAGGACAGUAAUUAUUUCCAGGCAGUAAAUCAGAACUGGCUUUCUUCCAGGUGUACACAGGAGUAAUGCAGCUGAAAACUUGAGUAUUUUUUAAUGAAAGAAAAUGGUCAUUCUGCUGCCCCAUAGGCUAUUAUUAACAAUAGGAAAGAGUUUACAGAGCUGAUCAAGUGGAAAGUCACAUAUAAAAUAAAUCAAGUCUAUGCUAUUCUGCCCAGGAACUCGCCUUUUCUGACUCUUCUUAGCAAGCAUCUGCAAAAAAGAAGAAAAAUAGCAAUUUAGAAAUAAGUACCAUGAGCUGCUUCAGUAAUUGUCAUAAGACGCUCUUGGUGGUUGUUCAUGACAAAUAGAAUGAACACACCCCAGAACAUUAAGGAUUUUAUCCAAACCCUAUUGAAGUCAAUGCAAGUCUACUGAUUUCACAAGAUUUUUAUCAUGUUCCAAGUUUUUAUCAAAUAUUUGUGCUAAAUAUAUUUUAUCAAUUUACAUGACUUUAUGUACUGCUUCUAAAACACUUUGAAUUUUUCUGUGUAUGUAAUUUGGAUUUUAGCUCAUUGGGUGCUUUGUGUUUGCUGACUAGUCAAAAUGGAAUAUCAACACACUCGCUUUGGACAUGUUAAAACAUGAGAGAAACAAAAGUAGUGUAUCUGUAUUCAUCACAAUGCAAAUUACAUACAAUUUGUUCUUACAGGGCUGUAAUUUAAAAAAAUAAUCAGUGCUAAGUCUUAGGGGGACUAGUACCAGCCACAGUCUGAAGUCACGUGCCCCUUUUCCUGACUAAGGCAUGGUGGGAGGGAAAAUCAGGCAAAAAAACCCAAACCACCCAAAUAAUCAAAUUGAGAUCCCUGACAUGAUCUGUUCUCUCUCUGAACAUUUCAGAAACUCUAUUGUGAAUCUAGAGGGGCAUCCUGGAAAGAGGAGAUAUCUAUCAUCUAACAGUAGCCAAUAAGCUUGAUGGGCUCAAUGUGGCAGUUUAGGAUUUUUUUCCUAGAAGGCAUCAUCUGUACUAGUUACACUUGUGGCGGAGGGGAGUGAUCUAGGGUGUGUCUACAAGAGACAUUUACUGCAGAGUUGCCUAAAAAGCUCCACAGUAAAGUCUCUGCAUCUACAUGUACUGCCCUAUUAGGUCACAGUAAACUACUAAACACCUCUGCAGGUUAAUACUUGUAAAUAUAAUUACUAUCCUGCUGUGGUGUUACUUAGUGUACCACAGUGCACAUGUAGACAUGUAACAGGGCUGGCUGAGGUAUGAGAGUGCUUCUGUGCAGGGCUGCCUGCUGGCUAGCUCUGCACUGAUGCACCCUUAUGUCCCAGCCAGCCCCUCUACACUACAUAGACCUGGGAUGGAGCAAUUCCAAGCUGGCAGGCUGACCCCCCUGGGCUCCCUGCCAGCCAAGGCUGCUCUGUUCUGGGUCAACAUGCUGCAGUCCUAGGCACAUGUUCAAAUGUAGUGCCUGGGAAAAAUUAAUUCAGGCAUGAUAUAUGCUGAAGUUUAUUACAUCACACUAAUUGCAUGUGUAGACGUGCCUCUAAGGUUCAGAUAGAACCAAAGUAUCCCUAAGGAGGAAGGGCUAAAGGUCUAUGGAUCUUGAAUGCAUAUCCCAACAAAUCCCUGACGGUUUUACCAGUUGAAAUCCUUCCCCAUCUUCUUUCCUCAACUUCUCUCCUGAUUAGCUCAGAAAGUCUCUUUCUCUCUCAGGUUAGAGGGAUAUUUUUCACUCUCUUCCAGUUUCAGCUGGAGUCCUAAUUUGUGGAGUCCUAAUUUGUAAUGGAGAUGCAAAUGGAAAGAGAAAAAAGGGAGCCUUGAAGCAAAACUAAUGAAAUAGAGAGAGUGAGGAAAGAAAGAGCAGGAAAAAAGGAAAACAUAUUAAAGCGAGGGAGAUAUAUAUAUAUAUGAGGAAGUUUCCAGCUGAAAGGUGAGAGUAAUAAAUCCCCAUUUACAUUUUUGUUUUUGUCUGGGCUUUUAAAAACAGCAUGCCCCGAGACGUGGGAAGAGAAUACGGAUUGUUAAAAAGUUCUUUAUUCAUCAGUCUCUUAUGCCAUUAGACAUUUAUUACUGAUAGCAAAUGGAGGUCUGAUUUAUUCCAGAUUGCUACAAUGAUUCUUAUUCCAGACCCUUCAUGAUGAUUUUUGAAGAAGGGGAGGAGAAAGGAGCAAGUUUCAAAUACAUACAGGGACCAGUCCUGUACUUAUUUACCCAGCACUUCAAGAUGGGUAUUAGAGACAUGAAGGAAUGCAUCUUUAAGUGUAUUAUUCUGGGAUACAUGGAAAAUAAAAAGGUAAUCAAUCAUAUACAUUCCUUUAUGUUUGACAAGGUUCUUUGGGUGAAUCUGAUAUCUUCUAUUAGACCAACUUAAAUAAUUGAAAAACAACUAUUAAGCAAGCUUUCGGGUUCAAAAACCCUUGGUCAGGCAAUGGAAGUUUCUGCAGUUGGUGUGUGCUCUUCCUGGAUGGAAUGAAAAGUAAAGAAGCCAAAUAAAUAAACAAACAAACAAACAAACAUAUUUCCUUUAUGUUUAACACUUUUUAUAAAACAAGAUAGCCAGCACAUAUCAUUAUUUUCUUGUAUUUCCCUUUAUUAGGCAUAUCUUUUAAAGCCAUUUCUGGGAGCGAACAGAACAAGUAGGUUUAUUUUCAAUCCACAGUGAUUAAAAAAAGUUCAGUCAUGAAAAAAACAGUUUCUUAAAAAGCAGACAUUUCUUAUUAUGUUUUGAAAUCUAGAUUUGGCACCUGUGAAAAGCUAAUGGUAGAAAUGUAACAAAAAACAUCUUUCCAGUGAAAACAAAUCACAGUCCUAAACCCCCCAAAAGACCAUCUGGUAUCAUUCUCCCUAAUUUAAACCUACUUUCUGCACUUCCUAGCACGCAUUCUAUGUACGGCCCUUCACACAAAUCCCGUUUGACUAAUAUUAUCACAUAUAUAUGCUUUCUAGCUAAAGUUCUUAGAUUAGCUUUAGACAUGUUAAAAUGUUGGUAUCAAACAUAAACCAUUUAUACACUCAGUUUCCUUUAGGAAAAUAUGGGACACUAUGCAGAUUCUUUCUGCAGUGCCAUGAGAAUAAAUAUCUUUUCCAUGCAUGUUAGCACAUUUUUCAUGAACAAGGCACCACAUGAUUAAUCAGUUUACUGCAAAUGCUCUCUAAAAUAUUUUGAUUUAGUUGUUUACCUCCAGUUUCCAAAAUCUUGCAUGGAUUUAAUCUACGGUUGGCUUAAUCUUUUGUUUCUCUAUAGUACAUUAUAUACUUUUUAGGAGAUUGAAAUUAUAUGUGUAAACCACAAAACUUUAUUAAUGGCCAUAUGUUUCUGAUAACUGAAAGGGAAAAAUACAUUUAAAUUGUAUUGUUUCUCAUUUUACAGAACAGUCUAAUUUCCAUUGAUUUGGGCAUCUUCCUUAUCUGAUUUUAGGAAAACCAACACAGAAACCCUUAAUUAAAUUUGACACUGUAUCAUUUAUCAAGCAAGCAUCACUUUAAUUAGGUUGUAGUGACAACAAAGAAUUUACAUUCCAACACAAAAUUUCUAAAAAGUGUAUUAUUCCCUUUUAGGAAAAAAAACACCUUGUUUAUUACUAGAAUUACUGAAAAAGUAUAUAAAUGUAUUAUCAUGUGAAGUAUGACAAGCUAUAUCAAUUUUUAAAUAAAUGUAAAUAAACGUCUUUAGUAUAAACUGUU